Molecule: messenger RNA, 2941 nt
Organism: Acanthochromis polyacanthus (spiny chromis)
Lineage: Eukaryota; Metazoa; Chordata; Actinopteri; Pomacentridae
Product: reticulon-3-B-like
Exons: 11
Coding region: 2217-2858 (213 amino acids)
Biological process (GO): neuron differentiation; endoplasmic reticulum tubular network formation; brain development
Cellular component (GO): postsynaptic density; neuron projection
Source: RefSeq, a predicted model, not a curated record
GAAGCGGUGUUACAGCCGCGGAGCAUGUUAGCAGCUAAGCUAACUCCGGGCACAGUGAGCGGACCCUGCGCAGCUGCUGACCAGCCGCCAGGAUGUCCAGAUACGGAGGAGGUAACCAUAGAUAUGUUUUUUUUAAUUUAACACAAAGAGGUUAUACAGGGUGUUAACUGAGAAUGAUCACCAUAGAUAUGUAUAGAAACAUAGAUAUAUACAAACACUAGAUGGCUCAUGAGCGCUGUCAGCCUAUGGAGAGCGACGUCGCCACAUGGCGGCCAUCUUGGGACAGGGCUGCUCGAUCACUCAUAACAUUAAAGUCAAUGGAGCAUGGAUUUUAAAAUCACUGUAGAUUGAUCAAUUUUCAACCGAUUUUACAACAGCUUGGUUUGUUAUAAACGUCAGAGAUGUACUUCUUUUACUGCUUACUUAAGAAUAAUUAAAACCAUUGAAUUCAUAUAAAACUUACAUUAAGUAGAUAGGUAAUAAAGAAAUAGCUAUACACAGAUAUUAUACUGUCAAUCUUUAAUAUUUACAAUAUUCAAAUAGACAAAAUAAAUAAAUGAUGAACAAAUAAGAAAAAAGAAAUGCUAAAAUGAAAAAAUAAUGACAUUUGAACAAAAAGAAAGAAAGAAAGAAAACUAAUAACAGGGUUCCCACUCUUCAAUAAAUCAUUUUCCGGGAUUUUUGCAGUGUCCCAUAACCAACUGAAGUUACAACAAUGGAGAGGGCAAUUUUUAAGUUAAUCUCGCCUUCUUAAAAAAACAAGAUUAAAGGUUGAUGACCAACAUCUCUAACUAGCUGCACAGUAUCAUGUUAAGCUUUUUAAUUUAUUUAUUUCUAAAUCUCAGGCAUGAAAAUUGUCUGCUAGCUGUCUUUUUAGUCAAAGGUUAUUUAGUGUCGUACUAUUCUUAAUUUAUGGUUUAUACUUAUAUUGUAAUCUUCAGAAUUUUAUCCUGCUGGUUUGAGGACUGCAGAGGACCUUCCACUUCUCUAAACUUCAGGCUGCCACUGCAAAAAAAUAAAAAAUGAACACAGAUAUCAUCUUUUUUCAGCAUAAAUGGAUGUAAAUGUAAUUUUAUUAUUUAGCAUUGCACUUCUUUAUUACUAUCAGUUUUCUAAUGCACAGAUAAAAACAAAGCUCAACCAAAAUCAAUGCACAACAAACAGAGAUGUUGUCUUUUCUUUUCAUGAACCCGGUGCCUACAUUACCCACAAUGCAUUUCGGCUGCAGGCUAACUAAUCCAGGCAUAGAUGUAUACAAACAAUAAGUCUAAGGUCUCAAUCAGAGUCUCUUAACAAGCAAAUAAAUACAACCACAACCACAAAGAAUGUAAUUUCGCCUAAAGAUUCGGUUCUAAAAAAACGUUGGUCUCAGGAAAACCUAAGAAUUGAAAAUCAGAUUGUGUCCUCAGGCAGAAAAGACACACAACUAUGCCGCAUUUUUCAAAACGAAAAGCUGCGAUUUCGGAAUCGAGCCCAAAUCAUAGCCACGUUAAUAAAGUUUGUAAUAAACUAAACCGUUUGUAAAUCAAUCAAGAAUUGAGCGAGUUCUGAGUGUUAAAGUGAGGAAAUCAUCCACCUUACCAUUGACUACAGUACAGUGCGCCAGAGCAGUCCCCUGUCCUAAGAUGGCCGCCAAGUGACGCCGCCGCCGACUCCGUCUUGAGACAUCAAGUGUUUGUAAAUAUCUAUGUAUAGAAGGGUAGAUAGGCUACGCCCCUCAGAGUGGCGUGCCUACGGAGACACUAAGCUAGUGGGGGCAAAGUUUCAGUGUUUUCCAUUGAUGUGUACGGCACGAAAACUAAAACAAGAAGAAUGCCGGCUCACUGUGCUGCAUACAAUUACAAACUACGUCGGACGAUCAAGACAAGGAAACUUGGAUAACUUUCCACAAAUCUCAUCGUUGGAUUCUAAACAGUUCCUUUGAAGGUCUUAAAGGUUGUAGAACGUCGUUAGCCUGAAGUACCGACGACUUCUAGAACAACGCUUCUGUCAGGUCUCAAUCAAUGCCAUCAUCCUUAGAAAGCUUCUCGAUCUACUACACCCGGUCCAAAGAGGCCUGACUGCAAAAGGUCGAUGGGUUGCUCUGGAUCUCCUGCUGGAAGACCCACGGGAGGACACGCCCCCUCACACCCAGCCCCGCCCACACCAGUGACGUCACCGUGCAGCAGCAGCAGGUCUUCAGUCUGAGGAGGAACCUGCAGCAGGACGAGCAGAACAUGGCCGACUCCACCAGCAGCAGGCCUGACUCUUCAUCCUCCUCCUCAUUCAGAGACCUCACAUGCUCAGUCUUACAGCUCAUCCACUGGAGGGAACCCAAGAAGUCGGCGAUGGCGUUUGGCUUGUCGCUGCUUGUUCUGGUCUCCGUGGCAACGCUGUCUGUCAUCAGCGUGGUGUCCUACCUCAUGCUGGCCUGCCUCUGUGUCACCAUCACUUUCAGAGUUUAUAAAUCUGUGAUCCAGGCAGUUCAGAAGUCUGAGGAAGGUCACCCAUUCAGGUCUCUGCUGGAGAAGGACAUCUCGGUGUCCUCAGAGUCGGUCCGGCAGCUGGCUGAUCAGUUUCUGAUCCACCUGAACUGGUUCAGCAGCCAGACCAGGAGGCUGCUGCUGGUCCAGGACCUGGUGGACUCUCUUAAGCUGGCUGCAGCCAUGUGGGUGAUGACGUAUGUUGGAGCUGUGUUUAAUGGAGUCACCAUCCUGAUUCUUGCUGACAUCAUCUUCUUCACCACCCCACUGAUCUACAAGAAGAAGAAGACUCAGAUUGAUCGGCAGAUUGAGUUGGUUCGAUCCAGACUGGAGGAAACUCUUCAGAAGCUGCAGGACCAUCUACCUGGAGCUGUGAAGAGAACCAAAGCUGAGUGACACCUGAGCACCUGUGACUCCGCCCCCUCCUCUGAUUGGUCCAUUAGAUUCUGAAGUCUUUUAAUAAAAUCAGACAAAGUGAA